Messenger RNA from Phyllopteryx taeniolatus (common seadragon), 7789 nucleotides. Its product is annotated as high-affinity choline transporter 1-like. Gene Ontology annotation, biological process: neuromuscular synaptic transmission; synaptic transmission, cholinergic; transmembrane transport. Lineage: Eukaryota; Metazoa; Chordata; Actinopteri; Syngnathiformes; Syngnathidae. Gene Ontology annotation, molecular function: choline:sodium symporter activity. The record is from RefSeq and is a predicted model, not a curated record. The coding region runs from base 2521 to 4290 and encodes 589 amino acids. Gene Ontology annotation, cellular component: synapse; plasma membrane; perikaryon. The transcript has 9 exons.
UAACACCCUCCUCAGGUGCAUUCAAUUGCAAGCUACGGUUUACGUUUAUUCAAUACCAUAACACCUCCCCAAAUAAUAAAUUUGUUGGCAUCAACCACAUACAAAAAUAAACUCCCAAAUACAUAAUAGAUAUUGCCCGCAGCAAUCACUGGUUUCAAGGUGAAGUUUGAAUAAGCCUAAAAAAAAACUUACAAUACAACAUAAAGAGGCAACAUAAUCACAGGACAGUCACCAUUAGUACCUUUGUUAUAAUACUGUUGUUGACUCCAAGAGGGCCAGCCAUGUUAUCUGCAUGAGCUAGUCUAAGUACAGUAUCACUGAACACAAAAUGGUAUCAAGACACAGCUAAGUGGGACCGUCCAACCCUGCACAUGACUGCCAUCAUAUCCAGGUCAGCAUACAGGAGUACCAAAGUGACAUCUCCCUCUUGUUCAGCAAUGAGCUCCUUUCGGGACAUUUUGUUUCCACAUGUAAAGACUUCAUUGUACAUGGUACUGCAUAAUACAUAACUUUAGAUUUGGAGUGGAUAUUUUGUCACCAGACAAAUUAUUUCCCAAGAUAAAUCAACUGGAAUUCCCUGCCUUAAAGCAAUCUCCACAGGACCAGUGACUAUCUCAGAUGCCGAGAACACAUUAGACAAUGGUUCCUGAAACCAAUUCAUCUUCACUCCUUGUAUCAGAGCCCCGCUGUUAUGUUCCAUCUCUUUGGUUAUCAGUAGCACACCUUUCAACAAGAUAAACUUAGAGGCAACCAUGUCUCGAUGUAUUGUCACUGCCAGCUUACAAAUAUUUUUAUCAAGGGCAACACACAAAUCCCGUUAAUGAAAAGGGCGAAAUUCCUCAGGUACUAAAGGUUUCCCAAUAAUGGGACCUUCCCACCAAAGCAAAAAAAAAUGGGCUUUUAAGGAGUCAUUUUGCGAUUUAGGGAGGACCCUGGUCUGGAGGCCAUUGAGUUUGGGUGAGAUGGUUUUGAAAUUGGUUCUUGGUGGUUUUGAUGUAAAGGUUGACUUCAUCUGGCACAGAGCGUCUGUUCAGCUAAAUCAGUCAGUUGACGUAUGCUCUUUUUCACUUUAUUGGUGAAUCUAUUCUCAUUUUCUCUAACUUCAGUUGCUCUAGCUUGAACUUUACAUUCAGUUGCUCCAGCCUCAUUUCAGUAUCUGAGUCCUCCACAAUAUCACUCAUUUCAACCCAACUUUCUUCUUUAUCGGCUUAAUUCUGAGAAAUAAUCUGCUCCUUCUGCUUGUUUUAUUAUAUCUUUUCUGCUUCCUGAUGCUACCGUGAUGGUAUAACAGUAAGUAAUCUGGAUGAUGUCUGCUUCUUUAACACCCAUUGAGAGUCUCCCAAGUGGGAUUCUCAACUAAUGAAUCCGCGCUGAACUUUAUUGUUCAUGCAGUAUAACAGACUUCUGUUUUUCACAAAAUUCUGCAUUGUAGUAGGUUUCUACAGUAAGCCCCCCGAUUGUUACAUUUCAACCUAGAAAAAUUCUUUGUGAACUAAAACUCUGAACAAAUGGUCCAAAGGGGUUGUUUUUUUUUGUUUUUUUUAAAACGAGAAAAUACAAUUCAGUCCAACAACCCACUAUCAUUUCACCACCAGCAUCAGAGCUGAAAUCCCUAAUUGAGCUUAAACUAAAGUUGACCAACUACUUCAUUGUUAUUUUUCCUACUGGGCAAGAGGUUAACAGGAAGGAAUAACAUAACGUAACAUAAGGUAACAUUUCACCCACUUGUGGCACAAAUGACACACUAAACAAGCACCAAGCCAUUGUUUCAUAAAUCCACUUUGACAUGACAUUUAGUUGUCAAAACUGGAGAGUUAGACUUGAGAUUUAGCAGUGAUUCACAGUUGCAGACCGAAAGUGGCCCAUAAAAUUGGGAACAUGGACACACAAAUCAUUCAACUUAACCAUCUUAUCACCAGUGUAUCACGGUUGUUUUUAAAAUAGUUUAACAAGCAAGGCCAGUACAAAGAUAAUUAAAUCCAGGCUGAAAAGUAACCAAGUGAACAUUUCAUCAAUUGCCAAUAUGAUGUUCCCAUGUUGGAAAGCUUUGCAAGCGAGGCUGUGCGUCACGUCACUCUCUAUUAAGGUGCUAUUUUGGUCCUGCCCUGGAAGACAUUUAUCCAGCAUCUACCCACCCUGACAGCAUCCAAUAAACCCACCACUCCCAUUCAUCUCCACACCCACGACAAACCACCCCCCACCCACAUUUUCCACUCCCUCGCUCCCUCCCCAUCUCUCUCUCUCUCUCACUUUCUCUCUCUCUCUCUCUCACGCACACACACAUCCACACGUACUUCUCACAGAUGUGCCAGACAUUUGGAGACUUAAAAACACUAAGAUAAUUGUGUUUGGAUUUUCAACAUCACUGCAAGGUGAAACAUAACUUCUAUCCAACAGGCACCUUCUUUGAUACAAUUUUGGAACCUUCUUUUUGCUGCUUUAGGCUGUGGUGAUCAACUCAUUCAUAUUCCUCCAAAGAAAAAGUGUUUCCUCAAUGAGCAAUUGAGGAGACGAUACAAGAUGACCAUCCACGUCGAGGGUGUGGUGGCCAUUGUGGUUUUUUAUCUAGUGAUUCUCUUUGUGGGUAUUUGGGCGGCAUGGAAAAACAAGAACUCCGGCGUGGGCGAUGGCGGGGACCGAAGCGAGAGCAUCAUGGUCGGCGGCCGGGACAUUGGCUUGUUUGUGGGUGUAUUCACAAUGACAGCUACUUGGGUGGGUGGGGGCUACAUCAAUGGGACAGCAGAGUAUGUCUACUUGCCUGACUAUGGCUUGGCUUGGGCCCAAGCACCCUUUGGCUACGCUCUCAGCCUGGUACUAGGUGGCCUUUUCUUUGCCAAACCCAUGCGUUCCCGUGGUUAUGUCACCAUGCUGGAUCCUUUCCAACAGCUCUACGGAAAGAGGAUGGGGGGUCUUCUUUUCAUCCCCGCUGUCAUGGGAGAAAUUUUCUGGUCUGCAGCCAUUUUAUCUGCCUUGGGAGCUACUCUGAGCGUGAUCGUGGACAUAAACAUCAACAUGUCAGUGGUGAUUUCAGCUCUGAUUGCUAUCUUCUACACUCUUGUGGGAGGACUCUACUCUGUUGCCUACACUGAUGUGGUUCAACUCUUCUGCAUCUUUGUGGGUUUGUGGAUCAGUGUGCCUUUUGCAUUAUCCAACCCUGCCGUGUCAGACAUCAGCGUGACAGCCAGGGAGGCAAUCCAUCAGUCACCCUGGCUAGGGAAGAUUGAACCUGCAGACAAAUGGCUCUGGGCAGAUAAUUUCUGUUUGCUGAUGUUGGGGGGGAUUCCCUGGCAGGUCUAUUUUCAACGGGUUCUUUCUGCCUCUUCAGCUACCUACGCCCAGGUCCUUUCCUUCCUCGCUGCCUUUGGCUGUUUGGUCAUGGCCGUACCCUCUAUCCUCAUAGGAGCUAUAGGGGCAUCCACUGACUGGAACCAGACUUCUUACGGGGCCCUCCCUCCAAAGGAUAAAGACGAGUCCGACAUGAUCCUUCCCAUUGUGCUUCAGCACCUCUGCCCGUCUUACGUCUCCUUCUUUGGCCUGGGGGCAGUGUCGGCUGCCGUCAUGUCAUCCGCAGAUUCCUCCAUUCUCUCGGCCAGCUCCAUGUUUGCCAGGAACAUCUAUCAGCUCGCCUUUCGACAGUCGGCCUCGGAUCGUGAGAUUGUCUGGGUGAUGCGUCUCACUAUCUUCGUUUUCGGAGCCCUCGCCACCGCCAUGGCUUUGUUAACAGGAACCGUGUACGGCCUGUGGUACCUGAGCUCGGAUCUGGUCUAUGUCAUUGUCUUUCCCCAACUUCUUAGUGUCCUAUUUGUCAAAGGAACAAAUACCUACGGCUCAGUGGCUGCCUAUGUCUUUGGUCUUUUGCUACGAAUUGGCGGAGGCGAACCCUAUUUGAAACUUCCUCCUUUCAUCUAUUAUCCCGGAUGGGUGAUCCAGGAGAAGAUCCACCACCUCACUGGUGAUGUAGAGUAUUUUGUCCAGCAGAGAUUUCCAUUCAAGACAGUGUCCAUGGUGGCAUCCUUUUUGGCAAACGUGGUAUUUUCCUACCUGACAAAGUAUAUAUUCGAGAGCGGUACGCUGUCACACAAGUACGACUUCUUUGACGCUGUGGUCUCCAAGCACAGCAAGGAGAUCAUGGACAAAGCCACACUGGUGAGCCAUGAUAAUAUCAUCCUCUCAGAGAUGGCGCCCGUCAAACAAGCACUGGGUGCAUCCCUUGCAGCGACCUUCACCAACAGAGAGGCCCUAAGUAAUGAUGACGUGUCGAGUCCUGAGGAGUUUCAAGAUGAAAACUAGCCGCUAAAAGGGACACAAAAAAUAAGAAGAAGAAAUAAAUCACUACUGCCAUACUAGGAGUCAAAGCAGUGGAGCUCUGCAAUGGCUUCCAAGUGAACCUACAUAUUUUAUUUGAUGUUAAUGAUGUUAAAGGAGGUUCCCAAAGUCAAGAAUAUUCCCAAGACUAAUUCCAGGUCGGAUGCUUCAAAGGCAAGACUGGAUAUCGGACAUUGGAACAAACUUCUGGGUCAACGGUUCCAAUGGUGAAAUGGCCAAUUUCAGUGCAAAUGAUGGGUGUUGUUUUGCUGUCUGUAAUCCUAUCGUGUCUGGCAGCGAAUAUUCCAUGGGCCAAAAUGUAUUGUCCAAACGGAAUGUUCAGUUUUCUCCUCAUGAGCUCAAGCUUCUAGUGUGGUGGCUACCAACCAUGAAGGAUCCCUCCUUGACUUUGAAAGUAUCUGAUGCCUCCUUCGUUUGGGAUAUUCCUUGCCUAGAACCUGAGAUUUGAUUGUUGACCAGUUGAGUCAAGUAUAAAGGUUAUGUUUUCAAGGAAUAUUCCCACUAAAAUCAUAUUUAAGUGCCACUACAAGUCUAAGGGAUUUAAUGGAGCAUAAUGAGGUGCAGUAUUUAUUAUUUUAAUGAUGAGAAUAGUGCAAUACACCGAGGAGUUGUCGUUGUCUAUCAGUAAGUAUAUUUGUUCACAAGUACUGUAUGUGCAUCAAGAGUCAAACGUCUGAGGCACCAUUAGACAUUACCAUUAGCAAUUUUAUAUUGACUAUACCGUGUACAGUAUAACUAAAAUGUCAAGUGUUAAAGGGGGGGAAAAAUGGCACGUCAUGUUUAUGUUCAUUUGUCCAUCUGCUUGUUAAUUAGCAUGCUAAUUUCUGAUUCAUGGAGCGCGGUGCUUUUAUGAUUCUGGACGGUGGCAUGUUCUAUUGAUAGACAGAAAAUAAAAUGCUGUACCUGCAGAUUCUGCACCUUUAUCCAUUGCUCCUCAGAAAAUAAAAUGUAACGUAAUUCCUUUUCUGGGUAUUCCUGCGAGAAAAAUUGUAUAACUAUUUCAAAAUGAUUGCUGUGGAAAAGACAAUUAUGACAAGAAUGAUAGAGGUGGCCUAUAUCUUUUGUGCAGUACUGUAUAUCAACUUGUCAGAAGUUCCAUUUGCAUAGAAGUUUAUGAAUAGAGCAAUACAAUUUUUAGUAUCCAUGUUGCACAUAUAUACGUAAUAAUGAGCGUGCAAGUUGAAGCCUCUUUACAAUGCUCUUAAUUAAUAAGCCAGACGUCACAUUUGCAGUAAAACCUUUUCCACACCUCAUGAGCAAACGCUUAACCAAGUAGAUGAUUAGAUAUGAGAUUACAUUUACUUACCAAAUUAAAUGGCUGUUAUUUAACUUUUCUGUAAAAGAAAAAUAAUGUAUAUGAUUGUUUUAGAAUGUUUCGUUUUCCAAUCAUUGCACUCGUUUAUAAGUGUAACCCGCCGAAUGUCGUCUGUCAUCAUGACCUAUUGAAGCAGGCUAGCAAAGUGGUUGUACAGACUGUACAAUAUCAGUAAAUGCUCCCAAAUGUCCAAAUAUUGAAAAUAAUUAAGGAAUUAAAAAUUGUUUUAUUAUCCUUCAUUAUAUGCAAUAAUUGGAUAUUGGACUUGUAUCGUGUUUUUUGUUGUUGUUUGUCUGUGUGCUAAGAAUUUGCGGAAAAAGCCAUACUGUCAUCCAUUUGUGUCUAUAUGCUGGCCAUGCCAAUAUUUUACUCUCCAACCAGCGCUUAAGUUCAAUAUAUAUUCAGUCAUAUGAUAUAAUAAUAAUAUAAUAAUACUGCUCAAUUCUCAAUAAAAUACUGCAGUCUACCCCCACAAGUGUUGGGGAUGAAACAGACAAGACAUUUUGUUUCCAAUUGCAGUGUUUGAAAAGGAUGAAAGCAGCAUGAAAGGUUAGGCUGAAAGUUCUAUCAAGGACCAAAAGCAAAAUAAUGAGAUGAAAUAAUCAUAAGAGCACUGUCAAAUUGGAGGGAUGACGCUCGGAACAUCACAGACAGAUGAUUUUUGGUUAAUAUCAAAACAAAAAAAGAUCAUCAUGGCCUUUUGGAUCUUGAUUAUGAAUUGAUAUGUUAAUUAUCUCAAUGUCAGAUAUGACCCAAUAAAUGUACCAGAUAGACACUUCUUUCUAUAUGUGUGUCUGUUUGUCAAUGAUACUUUGCUUACCUUCGACCCGUCCGCAGGUUAACUGAGACAGGAAAAUAUUGUUUCUCCUGCAGGAUUGUUUGUCAGCACUGGUCAUUAUUGAUCUAGACCGACCAUCAAUUAGUCCUUGGGACACUUGGUUAAUGAUGUGAAAAAAGUAUGGAUCAAGGUUUAUUGUACAGUGUGGUACACACGAUAAAGUGUUGGAUUUAUUUUUCCAUGAUUAAGCAUCUGUCAUACUUCAGAUUAGAAAAUGUUUUUUUCUUUUAAAGGUAACUUCAAGUGUUUAUUUUUAUCAUUAUUUUUUUGUAGGUGUUCCUGUUGUCUUACGACGCUUAUGUAUUUGUGUCCUGUAUUGUACUUUCUUCUGUGACUAUUGUGGAGCCACUUUAAGCAUGUGGUAGCAGCGACUGGGUUAGAAAUGUGCUCAAAAAAAAAAAAAAAAAAAAAAAACUGCUUCUUGUCAGAGUGGGAAGGUGUUGUCACUUCCAUCACUGGUGCAUUAAUGCGGCCAUACAAAGUACUACUGUCCAAUCUGAACCAGAAAAUUCCAUCAUUUCUCUGAAAGUUAUGAGACUGAUGCAAUACCAAUAAUAAUUCAGCUUCAAAAUUGAAAAAAAAAAGAUGCAAAGUGUCUUGAAAUCUUGCAGGAUUAAAAUACCGUAACUGUGUUCCUUAAUUAACAAGCCUGAGAAGGUUCACUCACAUACUCAGCAAAUAUGUUAUGACUCAGUGUAACUUGCAAUGAUGUUGUAUUUUUGUGUGAUAAGUGUACACAGAAAAAUGAAACUCUUUAAAUGCUGCAUAAAAAAUUAUGUUUGUUGACGUUGAAAUUACAGAUGAAUAUUUACGGUAUCCAUACACUAUGUAUAAAUGUAAAGUUGUGAUCAUAUGUUGUAGGUUUAAUAAAUUAUUUUGCAGACUCAUAAUGUCUAGAUUGCAUGUAAAUUUUCCAGAUCUGGGUCAUGAGGAAAUAUCUCAAAAGUCAUUAUAGACUUCCUGUUUUCUAUUUUGUUUAAGGUACAAUUCGGACAGAUGUAAGGACAUCAGUAUUUGACAGCUUAGGCUUUGCAGGUUUUGGAAGCAUACUGUAUCAUUCUCUUGCCUUGCCCAUGGCUCGCCAAAUGACUUGGGACACCGUUGCAAUAUUGCCACCUGGCUAGAAGUGUUCUGUCCCCGACUGCAGUUCAGUGCCAAUUUGAGAAGCCGUCACAUUGCUUCAAGGCAAAGUACAAUUUACACUAUCCAUGUCGAGUUUCUCCAGACAGGAUAUGUUCUCGACAAACCACGCAGUGGAAAGCUUGCUACUACCAGCACUGAUGAAAACAACAAACUCCAAGAACAGGCGU